CCAGCCCAGGCCCAGCCCCCGCCGGCAUUGUUUUGAUUGAAGAUUUGAAUUUUGGUCUCUGAUCUUGGCAGAUUAUUUGUCAUUUUAAGCUGCAGAUUUUGGACUUGUUUGCAUCUGGAAAGAAGAUAAAUUGAUCGUUCGCUAUGGCGAACACUUCUAAGCCGAAUUCCUCGCAAGACCUGAUGCAGGAGUUGCGGAAUUUCCUGUCAGGCUCCAGGUCUUCGGCCAAAGCCAACCACGUCGAGCUCACCCGAACGGCCCUCAACCUUCUCAAAUCUCUGCCUGCGUCCAGAGACGCAGUCCUUGAGUACUUUUGCACCGUGAUGGACAUUUCCGUCACCCGCUAUGUCGCACAGCUUGAGGUUGAGCGAAAUGGGCAACAGCAGCAACAACAAAAUCAUCCAAGCAGCCCUACUUUUCCUGAGGAGAGCACCGUCACAGAGAUUCACUCGGUCCUCUGCAACUUUGUCACAACAAACCCAGAAGCUUGGGCUCCAAUUAUUUCUAAGUGGUCACUAGAACUUCUCGGUAACCUUUCUAGCAAAUACGCUGGAAAAGGUCUUGGUAUGGCUGGUGGCCUUAGUGAAUCCCUACAGCUGUGGAUGUCUUGCCGUGCAACGAGGACACUAAUGGACAUAACUACCCAGUGUUUAGCUUGUCUCAUGAACUCGGAUACUGAAUCCUGCAUCAAUUCUCUCCUUGACGUCAGUGUAACUCACAGUCCUCAUUUUGAUUGGGUGGUGGCUCACGUUGGAAGCUGUUUUCCAAAGACUGUAGUCACAAGAGUUUUAUCUUGUGGUUUGAAAGACUUUUAUGUGCAAGGCUCAGAAUCGAACACACAAAGAGGUCGUGGCUUCAUUGCAGGACAUUUUGACCCUCAGGCCUCGAAACUAAACUCUGUGGUUGGUAUUCUUGCUCACUUGGCCAGCAGCCACUUCGGAGACAUAAGAGCAGCCCUUUUGGAUUUGUUUAAAUGGAGCCUAAGUGACGAGGAUCCUGAGGACCCUUUAAAGUUAGCAACUGUUCCGUACCUUCUUCACCUGGCAUCUUUAAACUCCAUUUUAUUUAAAGCUCUCAGUGCUGAGGCCCUUCAAUCAUUGAACUGCAAAAUGCUUCCAAAGCUUGCAAAACUUGCUCCUUCAUGGUGCACAUACUUCGGAGGUGGCACUGCUUUGCAAGAUUUAAUUGUCCAUCUUGCCCUGGGAUGUGAACAGGGUGGGGCUCAGGCAUUUUCAUUGCUCUUGGAUGCUGCUGGCCCUGAAGGUGGCUUGACAACUGAGGAAAGAAACACAUGUACAGAAACUCUAGAAUUAUUCCUGCAAGAAGUUAGUCUGAUGGUGCGGACGGUUGAGAUCGGGCAGCCACCAAUCCAGUUGGCAAUGUGCAUUAGAAAAGAGCUCAACACCCUGCAACCCCUUCUCCUCAGCUCGGAUGGAUUAAGAGCCCAUGCAACCCUUCGCCUCAUUUCACUAAUGGGCCAUCACUCGUCCGCUGUCCCCUUGCUGGCAAUUGCCUUCCUCUUGGCCAACGCCACCGAAGACUACCACCUGGGAGCUAUUCUGGCCAUGUGUGAGGAGACAAAGUCGACGCAGCCAAAUCUAUUGGCCGAUGCUCUGGAGCAGGAGUUGCGGUGUCCGGAGAACAAAAACCACAAAACCCUUUGGCGGAAUUUGGCCACCCUGCUCAGAUUUGAGUCCGAGUCUAGAUCAGGUCCAGUCCUCCAGGCCGCUAAGCGAUGUUUCCCAUCUAUUGCCGAAGCUGUCAGAGAUGGAAACUCGGACGCAGCUGAAGUUUUGGAAUUGGCCCUACCAGCUCCUGCAGGUGUCGAAAUUUCACUACAGUUGACUCGGGCCACCAUCACCUACUUCUUCCACAGUUUAGAAGAGCCCGAAGACGUUGUCCGCUUGCUUAGUGGACGCAGAGCCAUCAGACUUUUAUCAAAACUGUGCUGUGUGUCCCUCUCAGCAAGAGCUUUGGCACUAAGAGAGUUACUAGAAGGCGCCAUUCACAAAUCGCAAGCUCGACUUUUUGGAGCAAUCACCACUCGUACUGAAAAGCCUGGCUCAGUGUUGACAUCUUCAGAACCAACCCUUUUGAAGGACAAUCAGAAACAGUCAGUCAGUGUUUUACUUCCGCAAAGAAACUCGACCGUUUUCCACGCCGGAAUAAUCGGCACUGGGCCGAGAAGAACUAUCUCCUACCCUGUUCCUCCGUCGGCCCAAGUUUUCAGCAACUCGCAACUUUUGAUUGAGGCGUGCAAAGCGUGUUGCAGUGUGGACGGCAACCUGGACAAUCCGCCUAAUCCAGAGGCCAUGGCCGACCUGGCCCUGAUAUUGGUGGAACUGAUCUCUCCAGACGUCAUGUACAAUGGUCUGCCCUGGCCGGAGGAGGAAUUCUGCAAAGUGACUGUCGAACGGGACCAGCACAUCCGCAGGAUAAUGGACGACAAGCCCGUCGUGUGGGCCCUUUUGAGACUUGUGGCCACAGAGAGACCUGCCCUUUGCUACUGUUCGGUUCUCCUCAGGGCGUACGCGGCCUCCCUCAUGGGACAGUGGGGCUGCACCCCAGGCUCCCGGCCACCAAAGUUGGUCAGCCAAACGCAACAGCUGCUCGAUCUUCUCUUGCUCGGACAACUCAUUCCACUUUCCCUUGCCACUUCAAGACACAUGAUUCCCACCAUCAAUCCUGCUCAGGUGUUGAUGUUGAUGAGAGACGUGUGGAAUUACUUAAAAGACAACGUCCCGGCCCCUCAUUUGUUCAAACGAGACUCAAAAGGAGAAGUGGCUUGGAGAGAAAAAAUGCCGGAAGAAUCUCCAUAUUCGGAGACUCUGCGUCUCAUUAUGCAGUCGCACCUGGAGACUCUUGGUGGUUUAUAUGCACAGGUGUUUGUCAAGCCUCAGCUUGGUGAUUUGUUUUCCAAGCCUGUUGAUAAGUAGUAGUUUUGCACUUUGUAUGCUGUGAAUACAAAUUAAUAUCUUUUUUGCAA
Neocloeon triangulifer is the source of this 2986-nucleotide messenger RNA. It is a transcript of the gene omd, whose product is annotated as integrator complex subunit 5. The transcript is spliced from 9 exons. The record is from RefSeq and is a predicted model, not a curated record. The coding region runs from base 144 to 2936 and encodes 930 amino acids. Gene Ontology annotation, biological process: snRNA 3'-end processing. NCBI's taxonomy places the organism in Eukaryota, Metazoa, Arthropoda, Insecta, Ephemeroptera, Baetidae. Gene Ontology annotation, cellular component: integrator complex.